ACAACACCUUCUUCUUCUUCUUUCCGUCUCUUAUUUUUGUCUUCCAUUUAAUUCAAUCAUAAUACAUUUUGCAUAAAAUGGAUGUCGCGAUUAUCGAUUGGAAAGAUUCGAAGUUUGAAAAGGAUGUACUUUAUGAAGACAUAAACGCUCCUCAAUGGAUUGAUUUCUCCAAUCCACCCGGCGUUGUUGACGAUGAAGCUUGGUUUUGUCGUCCUGAUUGUAAUCAUCCAAAGACAGUAGAAGAUUUCUUUACACAAAGGACUCCUGAUUCUGCCAAGCUUCAGAGAUCAGCUAGUGUUUCUGCAGUCUCUCGAUUGAGUGAACGAAAUUCCAGAGAUGCAGCAUUGAAGAAAAGAGGUUUCCCACCAACCAAAAACUCAAAAAGUACGAAAAAUGUGUAUGAUAGUGAGAAUCACAACCCGAAUUACUCAACCCCACCUAUAAACAAAGCAAAAUCAUUGAAAGAAAUGAUCAAGUCAAGUUCGGACAAGAACCAAGUAGAGAGUGUUUUGUUACAGAAGGAAGAACCGCCACGGCUUCUUAAAAGCACAUUGUCGGCGCGCAAUCUGUUUGGAGGAAAAGAUAUUUUCAGUCAGGUAAGUGAGUUUUGCAACGAGUUGAAACGAUUGGCUAUAAGAACAAAGGAUAGUGGGGAGAAAGAGACUCCAAAGAAGAAUCAGGUGGCAGCAAAGAAACAGGAGAUGGGAAUGUUGCAGGAAUCUAAGAGUGAGCGGACGCCAUUGUUAGAAGUAAAGAAAGAGAAAUAUGAUGAGAUUCUAAAGCAAAGCAAUGCCAAGGAAAAACUUACAAAGAAAAAGUUGAAUUGUGAGUCAGAGAACACGCCGACUGCAUUAAAUAUGAAAAACAUAAGGGGCAAAGAAGAGGAUCGCCUGUUGCAAAUCCGAACUAAUCCUCCAUCACCUCAAUGCUUUUCAGCUACCAAAACAACCCCAUCUAAGGCUUCCCGUCUUAGGCCUCAGGAGAGAGGGAUACUUCAAGAAAUUGAAGGAAUACAUAUCAGCAAAGAUGUGAAGAAGGAGGUCAAAGGCAAUAAUACUACAAAUCAAACUGCUUCCCUUUCGCCGCAGAAUGAAGCUUCAAAAGGGUUGGAUGUGUUCUGGAUUUUUAAGCCCUGCACUCUUUCUAGCUAAAUUAACUUUUUAUAUGAAGAUAAUUAUUUGUUACUGAUUUCUUCUCUUUUGUUUCUAUUUAUUCAUUCUUUUUACUGAAAACAAAUCUUUGUAAUCUGAGAGCUACUAUUUGUUAGAGUACCUUCUAUAGACCCCGAAAUGGGUGAAUAAAAAUAAUGUCUAUUUUACA
Molecule: messenger RNA, 1320 nt
Organism: Erigeron canadensis
Lineage: Eukaryota; Viridiplantae; Streptophyta; Magnoliopsida; Asterales; Asteraceae
Exons: 6
Coding region: 78-1151 (357 amino acids)
Source: RefSeq, a predicted model, not a curated record